Molecule: messenger RNA, 1464 nt
Organism: Sitodiplosis mosellana (orange wheat blossom midge)
Lineage: Eukaryota; Metazoa; Arthropoda; Insecta; Diptera; Cecidomyiidae
Product: quinone oxidoreductase-like protein 2 homolog
Exons: 4
Coding region: 47-1378 (443 amino acids)
Cellular component (GO): mitochondrion
Molecular function (GO): oxidoreductase activity
Source: RefSeq, a predicted model, not a curated record
ACUUCCGCAAAUACACAGAAAAUUGUAUGUACAUAACAGAUGUUUAAUGGGCGAUUUGACGUCUGUUAUCGUCUGGUAUCUGUCAAACAACACUCUUAGUAAUAACAUAAGUCAGAGAAGAGUAAACAAUUGGCUCAAAAUGCACUCACUACGGUUGCAGUACUCCAGAUUGAAUCUUUAUCGAAAUACAUUUAGUUUAUUGGAAAAAUAUGUGAAACCAUCGAUAGCAAGUUGUUGUUCAAACUUUUCCACGGAAUUACCCAGCUUUAAUGAAUCCGAUCAAUUCAAAGCCGCUGUUUUGCAUCCGAAAAAGCAGAAUUUAACCGUCGAAACAUUGGUUCUACCGGACACAGCAGCCGAUGGCAUGGUUCGUGUUGGUGUCGACUAUUGCGCAGUGAAUGGUAUUGAUGUAAAGUGUAUUUAUCAAGAUAUCAAUACAGUGACGCUGCCAUUUAUACCCGGAAGUGAAUUUAGUGGCGAAAUUUUGGAAGUUGGUCCGAAUUGCAAACGCCAAUUUCAGAUAGGCGAUAAAGUAGCCGUUUUAGGAUUAAAACAUGUAGGAGGUGGACUAUCACAUCAAUGUUUUGUACCAGAAACGGAGUGUAUUCAUGUCGAUCCACGUCUAUCACAGAAAGACGCUGCAACAAUUAUUCAAGGCUAUUCCAAUUCAUUGCUGGCAUUCACCAAAUAUGCUCCGAUCAAGGAAGGUGAUGAUGUUGUCAUUUUCGCAGGGCCCGGUGGCGAUGGUUUGGCUGCUAUUGAUAUUGCACAUAAUAUUUUGAAGGCAAAUGUUUAUGUUGUGUUUGCAAGUGCAUCAAUCGAUGCCCUAGUUCGAGACGAAUCAGCGCACAAGGCCAUCAAUUGCAAUGUUGGUCUCACUAAAGUGUACAAUUACUUCAAGAACACACUCGCAUCGAAGCAAUUCAAAGCCGUUUUUGACACGUAUGACUCCAAAAUAUUACAUGUUAUCGCCGAUUUUAUUUCUCCAAACGGAUACAUUCUGACCGAAGAUCCAUUCUUCUCACCGGAAACAUUUGAAGCGCCGUAUUUCAAAAAGGACACGGGCAAAAAGUCGAAAAAGAAAAAGCCAACACUCGAAGAGAUUGAAGAACCAGAAAAUAUUGACUGGACUGAACGUGUGAAAAAGGUUGACAUUACAAAAUAUCAAACGACAGAGCCCGAAUUUUACGAACAAAUCGUCAAUCAAGCAUUCGAAUUACAUGCUACUGAAAAAAUUAACCCAUUCGUUAGCCAAGUAUGGAAUCUACGUGAGGUUAAUAAGGCGAUUCAAUUUGUGAAUUUGAAAAAGUGUUUGGGUAAAGUACUCAUCGAUACACGACGGAAAAAAGCAUCGCUUGAAGGGAAACAAAUCGCUUAAAGGCUGUAAUUGUUGUUAUUAAGAUUAGAAGUAAAGAAUGUUGAAAGUCAUGGAUAUUUUUGAAUAAAUAAACCACAUCAAAAGCC